CAAGGAAGUGUCCUAACUGUAUAGUAAACCGCCGGCUCCUGCUGAAACUUUCCUUCCAUUAUAUAUUGCAGCGACAGGCAGGAGCGAGCAGCUGCCAUCAUCAGCCCAGGUCCAGGACUAGAGCCACACGAUGAGCGCAGCCAAGGACACCACACAAGCAUCAUCUGCUGCUGCUGCAGGAACUGAAGGCCAGCAUGACACCGGUGCUGCCAAGGCCUUUUAUGACAGCAUUGCCUCCAAGAAGAAGCCCAAGCUGCCCAAGCCCCAGAAUGCGAUCACCAUCGCUGUGUCAUCCCGGGUUCUGUUCAACAUGGUGAAGGAGAGGAAGAUGUAUGAAGAAGAAGGGGUGGAGAAGUAUGUGAUCUACCAACAGGAACACGAAGAGGAACCUCUCGAGACUGGGCCUGCAUUUCCCUUCGUGAAGGCUGUGGAGGAGGUGAACAAGCAGCUGUAUUUGCUUUAUCCGGAUAGUGAAGAGCUCUUUGAUAUUGUACUGAUGACCAAUAACCAUGCCCAGGUCGGUGUACGGCUCAUAAACAGCAUCAACCACUAUGGUUUGAAUAUUGAACGAUUCUGCAUGACGGGAGGGAAGAGCCCGAUCGGGUACCUAAAGGCGUACCUCACCAACCUGUACCUAUCGAAGGAUUCAGAGAAGGUACAAGAGGCCAUUCAGGAAGGAAUUGCAGCCGCCACUAUGUUUGUUUCCAAACGAGACAUUGUUCUACCCGAGAAUGAGCUGAGAGUGGCUUUCGAUGGGGACGCUGUCCUGUUUUCUGACGAGUCCGAGCAGAUUGUUAAAGAACAUGGUUUGGACACUUUCUUUGAACAUGAAAAACAAUUUGAGAACAAGCCACUGGCACAGGGUCCACUGAAAUGCUUUCUAGAAGCACUAGGUAGACUUCAGAGAAAGUUCUAUGCUAAAGAUGCCCGUCUGAAGUGCCCCAUAAGGACCUAUCUUGUGACUGCCAGGAGUGCUGCCAGCUCUGGUGCCCGAGUCCUGAAGACCUUGCGUGCCUGGGGUCUGGAGGUGGAUGAAGCACUUUUCCUUGCAGGGGCUCCCAAAGGACCAAUUUUAGACAAGAUUCGACCUCAUCUUUUCUUUGAUGACCAGAUGUUCCACAUAGAAGGUGCCCAAGAACUGGGUACAAUUGCAGCUCAUGUUCCUUACGGGAUCGGUCAAAAGUAUCAUAAAUCAACUUUAAAGGAGGAAGCCAAGAAGGAACCAGAAAAGAAAUAAAGAAUGUUCUUCUUUUUAAGCACACUUGUAUGUAAAUAGUAUGGUAUCUUCUGUAGGUGUUUUUAUGAUUAAGCAAAUGAUCCCAAUCCACUGUUUGAGUUAUGUAAGAAAUCGAUCAUUGGCCUUGAGGAAGCUACGGAUGGACAGAUGCCUCACCAACCAUAACUAUCUACUCAUCCUUGAAGCCACAGUUUUGUUGGCACUAUGGAAGGGGUCCAAUCCUUUCCUGUUGGAAGGUAGAAUAAUUAUUAUCAACAUGUUUGAUGGCAAACCUUUAGAAAAGCUCUCAAUAUCCUACCAACAAUGGCUCAAUGAUUGGAUCAGGUAGAAAAAUUGGGUUACUUAUCAUUAACUGUGGCCUACUUGUAUUGAAGACAACCAUUUUGUGGAGUCUUUUAUAGCCUUUCAACCAAUUUUUAUGGAAAUCAGUAGUGUAUUUUGUCCAUCAUGAUAAAUGGGUGUCUUCAGUUAAAGGUUAAAUAAGGUGUUCUCCUUAAAAUAUAAACAUAUAACUCCUAAACCUACAAGUUAUAAAGUUGUCCCUGUCAAGAGGUUAAAAAGUCUUUUCUGCUGCUUCCUAGAGAGGAAAUACAGAAUGCUAUGAAUUCAACACCAAUGAGUCAUGAUGGCCAAAAUAUGGCUGCAGUUACUUAGCUUGUGGACAGUGGUUUGGUCCAAAACAUGGCCAUUUUUUUCUUUUAGAAAACUUGGAAACUGAUUGAUUAAAAAUGGUAGUGAUAUAUAAUAAAAAAAAUUGAUGAAGCAUCUUACCUCUGAGCUAUCCUAAUGGCCUUCUAUUGGAUAGGCUUUCAAAAAGUUUCCCAUUACCUAAGACUGUGGACUCCAACCUGGUGGUUGAAGACCAUUGGUCUAAGCGGACAUGAUCAUAUAUGUUCCCUGUAGAUUUAGCACUGUAUAAAUGCAAGACAUUUCCUAUAGGACCAAUGGGAAAGCAUUCAAGAAAACUGAUAGAGCUGAGCACAAACAUGUGGAGACAAAUAGGGUAGCCCUGGUGGUAGGACAUUGCUUUUUUAUUUUAUUUUUUUUCUAUAGUGUAGGGUUUUACGUUGGUGUAUAAUCUUUAUUUGGACCACCCAAGUGGUGGCACUUCUACUUGUAAAGUUUGCUUUCUAUAUGGUCAGGUAACUUUGGUGCCUUCACCUACCCUCAACCUCUAUAAAUCCGGGCCUUUAUGUGAUAUUAUCAUGAAUGUAAUCUAUUAUAUUCUUAGCACUGGGAUUGUGGCUUACAUUUUUUACAGGCUGCAAUACAAGCUUUUUGAAUAGGAAACCAGUAUUGAAGAGUGAACUCCACUAUGAUAAGUUUAGGUCGGGUUGCUUAUUUGAUUGUUCUAAGAUUCUACAAUCCAUGGAAGAUACCGUACAUCGAGGAUAAUUCAAGAUGCAUCUGCACCUAGAUGCAGCAGUGUCCGGUAGAAUAUUUAUGCUGACUUCCAAUAAAUCUAAACAUCUAUUUUUUCUCAUGGAGUUCUUCUUAGGCUACUUUCACACUUGCGUUUGGUGCAGAUCCAUCAUGGAUCUGCACAGACGGAUCAGUUCAGAUAAUACAAACGUCUGCAUCCGUUCAGAAC
Molecule: messenger RNA, 2828 nt
Organism: Bufo bufo (common toad)
Lineage: Eukaryota; Metazoa; Chordata; Amphibia; Anura; Bufonidae
Product: cytosolic 5'-nucleotidase 1A-like
Exons: 6
Coding region: 131-1237 (368 amino acids)
Biological process (GO): adenosine metabolic process; nucleotide metabolic process
Cellular component (GO): cytoplasm; cytosol
Molecular function (GO): nucleotide binding; 5'-nucleotidase activity; magnesium ion binding
Source: RefSeq, a predicted model, not a curated record